Molecule: messenger RNA, 1491 nt
Organism: Prorocentrum cordatum
Lineage: Eukaryota; Dinophyceae; Prorocentrales; Prorocentraceae
Source: the annotation of a GenBank genome assembly
GCCCUGGCGCAGCUGCAGCUGGCGCCGCCGCCUGCGCCGCAGCUGCCCCUGGAGCUCGCCGAGGAGCGCCUGCGCGCGGCUGCGCUCUGCGAGCCCGCGGGGGGCGCCGCGGGCUGCGGGCCAGAGGCCCGGCGCGCUGUCGAGAUAGAGUGCCCGGGCGCCGCCGCCGUCGACGUCGAAGUGGUCGGCUGCCAGUACCGCGUGAGGGCGACGUUCCGCCGCGCAGGCCUGGGGGCGCCGCCCAGGCUGUGCACGAAGGAGCUCGUGGUUCCCGACGGGCCCUUCGAGGUCAGGGCGGACGAGUCGGCGGUGCAGCACGGCCUGCUGACGCUGGUCCUGCAGCCCCACACGCACAGGUUCCACUUCCGCAGCAGCGACGGCGGCGCGCCGGCCGAGCGAGCGGCCUCUGGGUGGCCGUCGGGCAGCGCGGGGCCGCCAGUCGGGCUUGACCGCGAGCAGCCCGCGUCGCCAGCAGCGCCCGCCGAAGGCCAGCAGCCGGAGCCGGCUGCGCUGGAGCCGGCAGCGGAUGGCUCCGCGUCAGAGUCAGGCAGCUGGGAGUGCGUGCCGUCGGAGCGCUCCGCGGCGCACAGCGCGGGCGUGUCGGCCACGAGCAGCGCCGCCAGUUCGGCGGCGUGCGCCUCGGCGCCCCCGCGGCUGGAGGUGCCCCGCUGCUUCCUGCCACAGACGCGGUUCCUGCUCCAUGGGGGUCAGCAGGUGACCGCGGCCCAGCUGCGCGUGGGCGGCGGGGAUGUGCUUCAAGGCCCCGGCCAGAAGGCGGAGGUCGUGCGCGCGGCGCGCAAGCACCCCGCUCAGGAGAGGGACCUGGUCAGGGUGCAGACGGAGGGCUGCCCCUACCCCUUCGUGAUCACGGCCGACCACCUCCUCGAGGCCGAGGGCCCGCGCGGCGCCCGCGUGGCGGUGCAGACGGCGGAGCUCCGCGGCAGGCGCGUGUUCGACGGGGAGGCCUUCCGCGCGGUCGUGGGCCUGGAGCGCCUGCGCGCGGCCGUGGAGGUCGUCGAGGUGACCUUCGAGAGCGACGCGGCCGUGGUCCUGGCGUGGCUGCCGCCGCGCCGCAGGCCGCACGCGGGCCCGCGGGGGCUCCGGCCGGAGGCCCUGGUGGCGUGCCGCGGGGCGGCCCUCGACGCCGACAGGCGGCUGCGCGAGCUGAACGACGAGCCUGCCAGCGCCGCGCCAGCACGGCGCAGCCUGUCCGCGGGGUCGAGGCCCCGCGGGCCGGCUUGGAUCACGAAGGGCCUGCAGGGGCACCCGCACAGCUGCACGCCGUGCGAGCGCCACGCGAUGCACCUGCGGAGCCCAGCCCUGCCGCGGUGCAAGUACGGGCAAGAGUGCCGCUACUGCCACCUCCCCCACGCGCCAGGGCUGGCCAGCCCUGGGGCGGCGUAGGGGUCCCUUGCCGCCCAUGCAGCGGCGAGCGAAGGCCGCUCGAGGGUGAGCGAAGGCCGCUCGAGGGUGAGCGGAGCGGGGUCGAAG